GUUAUAAGGCAUUCAUAAGUAUUUGUUUAAGAUGUUCAUCUUAAAACGACGUUCAUAUUUUUAAACUUUUGUAGAAAAAACAUUUUUGGAGCUAACAAUGAAAGGAGCUCCGUUUGGGAUUUUCUGUGCUUUUUUGUUGGUAACAAACUGUGCACCAGUGGAAGGAGUUUAUUCGGCCGCACAAGAAACAGCGAUACGCACGGCUAAGUUGGAUACCAAUUAUGAUCCAGUAUCGCGACCAGCCGAUACAACAGAGGUCAAAAUCGGCCUCAACGUCCUAGCCAUUGAUGAGCUGGACUUAAAAUCUCAGAAGUUGACGUUAGCUGGAUGGCUUACUAUGGAAUGGGAGGACAGCCGUUUAGCGUACACUAAAGCUUCCUAUGACGACAUCGAAAGUGCCUUCGCUCAACCGUCCAAAAUAUGGAAGCCAGAGGUAGUCAUCGAUAACUCUCUGGAGGAUUUAGGUGUCGUAACAGAUAGUUCGCUGCUACUGAGAUUUGACUAUCUGGGACUUGUGGAGUGGGAGCCGCCAAGAGCAUUCAACGUGCAUUGUGAGGUGGACAUAACCUACUACCCCUACGAUGUGCAGGGCUGUUCCUUGAAGAUUGUGGGCUGGGGAUACACCGCUUCUGAAGUCAACUUGGUUCUUCCCAGCACGCCCAUCAACCUGGAAGACUUUGAAACCCAUGGCGAGUGGGUGGUCUUACGAAGCGAGGCUACAACCUCAUCUAUCGUGGAAAUCUUGGACAGUGGUGCAACAAGGACCUUCCCAGUGCUGGAAUAUAAACUGAUCAUAAGACGCCGAACGGAUUUCUACAAUCUGAACGUCAUGAUGCCGGUGAUUGUGACGUCAUUGCUGGUCGCACUUACGUUCAUCGUGCCGUUUGAAAGCGGAGAGAAACUAUCAUACGUUUUGACGGUGUUUCUGGCGUUAGCCGUGCUUCUGACCAUCACAUCAGAUGCCCUGCCACCCACUUCGAUUACAGUAUCAGUUCUCGGAUUGUAUCUUGGAGUAAUCACAGUUCUCGCAGCCGUUGGAAUACUUCUAACAGUCCUACUCCAAUUGAUGUACCAUACCGAGGGUCGUCCAAAAUUAACUGGCGUCCAUGGAUGCGUUUUAGCCGUCACCAGAUUCGCAGCGAGGGUUGUGUGUUCAACUAAGCAAGAACUGCUGACGUCACGUGUAAGAACACAAAAAGUAGUCCCGCUUUCACAAACGGACUUGAAAAAAGCAUCGCCGGCGAAGAACGAUGAGGAGACCAUGUCGCUGGGAAGAGACACGGAUUUGGCUGACAUAUCAUGGUCUGAGAUAGCGAUCAUCUGGGACAGAUUUCUGUUUGUUAUUUUUAUGGCUGUUACUGUGAUCAUGAAUAUUUCCUUCAUUAUAGCUCUAGUAGCUGGUGGGAAUUCUGAUCAGGCGGCGUAGUUUUUGGAAUUACCGUGAAAUUAAAGAUUACAAUAUCAUUAAUAUGCAUUCUAACGAUCAAAGAUAUCAAUUAUUAUUGAGUUUAAUAUCUAAUGAAUAAGAAUGGCUUAUUGUUCAGAAUUUUGUUAAAGUUAACAACUUUGUUAACUUUUUCGUUGUUAACGUUCAAAUCUGUAUUUCUCUGGAAGUGUCAUGGAUACACUUGAGGCAACUGUUUAAGCUGUACGUUUUUGGUUUAUUAAAAUACAUGAGCACAUCAUAACAUAUUUCACCUUUCAAAGUUAACAUUGAUUUCGUUUGCAAAGAUGUUAACUUAAACAACGCUCUGAACAAUAAGCCAUUAUCAAGAUACCUACAAAAAAGAAGAACCAAAAAAACUUAAUCAGCUAACUUAUAAAACUAACUGUAUAAUUAUAUUACAUUUUUACCUUUUUAAAGCUGCAUUCUCACAGAUUGACCAAUAUGACAUUUUCUUUUUCUUUUUUUCACAAAAUCAGCUGAUUUUGUCAUCAAUGCUUUCAAUUCAGUCAUAUAAGAUAAAUCACAAUAGAACAUAUCGCAAUUGUUUGGAAAGGUGCCAAAAAUUUCAUUUUUUCUUAAAUCGUUAGUAACGCCUUUAGCCAUAAAACAUCAAUUUUUGAUCGCAGAUAUCAAAUCUGCCAACUGAUCUUUUAUAUAUUGUUUAUUGUGGAAAAACAUAUACAGUAGGCAUAAGCCCAUGAGUACAGUAUACAAAUACAAUGGUUAAUACAUUCAUAUGGUUGGCGAUGAGUAUUAUGUACAUGUAGUAAGAUACAGCGAAAGGAGAGUAACUUGCAAUACAAUAAAUAAUAAUUAUUUCAGGCAGAACUCAAUGUUUGAGUAUUAGCAACGCACGUACUAGUAUAUAUAUAUAUAAAAUAGUAAGUUUCUUGCAGCAAAUGCUUUAUGACAAAAUGUUGCUAAUUUUUUCAAAACAACACAACUUUCUGAUUGUAAUAAAUCUUUGAACUUUAUAAAAUUAGCGUUGGUACGGUAAUAUCUAUUUAUUAGUGUUUGUCUUAGUUCAAUGAAACAUUCACAUUCGAAAAUAAAGUGAAAUUCAUCUUCUUAAGAGUUACAAUAAAAACAGACUCUUUCAUUAACUGGAAUAGGUGUAGGUUUGUUCCGUCGACCUGUUUCUAUACAAAGUCUAUGUGACGAAACACGUAAUUUAGUUAAUGAGAUUCUAUACUUUUCAAUGUUAACAAUAUCUAAAUAUGGUUGAAAUUUAAAUUCAGCAAACAGUCUAUACGUUAAUGCUCUACUUGAACUUUGUAUAUCUGCAUUCCAUUCUUGCUUAUAUUGGUCACUUAUUCUUAGUUUUACAUGGUAUAGAAACAAAUUCACAUUUCCUACGGUCUGGAAUAACCAUGCAUCGUUAAGUCCUAACCGUUGUUAUAUGUUUCUAACAUGCUUUGCCCAAGAUGGCUUAUUUGGAUAAAUAUCUAAGUCAUUUAACAUCAUAUUAUAUACAAGUUUAGCAUACUUUAUAUCUGAUGUACAUAUAAUCUUAGUCCAAUAUCUAAUGACAUUGUACAUAGUCCUAUUUUUACAUGGCAUCUUGCCCAAUUCACCAUAGACAAAGACAUUUUGUGUCUGCAAUUUGACUCCAAGUAACUGCUUAUAAAAUCUAAGGUACAAUCUCUCUCAGACUGGUGCAUUAGAAUAUCCCCAGAUUUCACUACCAUAACAUAUCACUGGGUCGAUAAGUUUAUCAAAUAAAUCUAACCUGUGACUAACAGAGAUGUAUGGAAAUUAAACAAGAUAUGACUUCAUAGUGUAAAUUGCUUUCAUGGCUUGACCAGCUAUUCUUUCAAAGGCCGUAUUAAAAGACACACCUGCGGUGAACACAAUUCCCAAAUAAUUAAAUUUAUAAACAAUUUCAAUUUCUUCAUUGUUAUAAGUAAAUAUAAUAUUACCUAAUCUCCGUCCACCUUUUAUAAAUAUCAUGAUUUUAGUUUUACUGACAUUUACUUUUAGCUUCCAUCUAUUACAAUAUUCUUCCAAUAUAGAUAAACCAUUUUGUAGUCCCUUUUCCGUUUCAGAAAAAAUACAUAUAUCAUCUGCAUAUAAAAUGAGAUAUAGUUUUAACAUACCAAUAUCAAUGCCAUCAUGGCCUUUCACGAUUAAAGUUUCUUCUAAGUCAUUUAGAUACAUAGCAAAUAAAAAUGGGGAAAGGCUUUCCCCUUGCCUUACACCUAAGUUGCAACUAAAUUCAUCACUAACCUUAUUAUUGCUUUUAACUCUUGAUCUAACAUUUUUAUACAUAUUUCUAAUAAUAUCAUAAAUUUUUCCUCUCAAUCCUAAUUUGAUAAGCUUGUAAAAAGGAGUUUGUCUUUCAAUAUAAUCAAAGGCUUUUGUAAAAUCUAUAAAGGCAACAAAUAACCUUUUAUUUUUGUUUAACUAAUGCUGUAAGAGUCCAUGAACAACAAAAAUAUUAUCCACAGUACUCAUUUUCUGUCUAAAACCAGCCUGUGCUUCAACAUAUACAUUAUAAUUCUCUGUCCAGCAUGUUAGUCUGUUAUUUAUUAUCUUGGAAAAUAAUUUUCCCAAUGUACUAAGAAGAGUGAUUCCCCUAUAGUUUCCAGGGUCUUCCCUACUUCCCUUUUUAAAGAUUGGUACAAUAUAGCCUUCAGUCCACAAGUCUGGAAAAUAUCCUAUAUCAAACAAUUUAUUAAACAACUUAUGUAGGUAUUCAAGUACAUUAUUGGGAGCAUAUUUAAAGAAUUCAUUAAUGACAUAAUCAGGACCUCCUGAGCGCCCAGGUUUCAAUUCUUUACAAGCUUUAUUAAUAUCUUUUAACAAGAUCUCUUGAUUUAGUUUUAUAAGCAGUCUUAUAUCAACGGUUUUCAGAUAUUUACACAAAAUUUGGCUCAUUCCAUGACGAAAAAUAAAAACGGUCAAUCUGUGAGAAUGCAGCUUUAAGACAUUACUGUUAGCAUGCAGAUACUGCUAAAACUUUGCUGAUAUAUAUGUCAUGUACAACAUUGAGCCAGAUAGUGCCACAACUACGAAUAUUAUGUGAUGAAUUAUUUUUACUGCUGAUAUCAAAUCGGAAUUGUUUGUUAACAAAUAUUGAGAUUAUAAAAUGUGAAAUCUUAAGUAUGAUUAUGAAUCACGAAAUAUGACGUCACGACGCAUCUCAUUUAACACGUAUUCCUUCGUUCACUCUGUUUUUCAUUCGGUAUUUCUUUUUCGCCAUUGUUUAUGAUAAAUAUGUAUAAAUUUAUAUCAUCAUAAACAAAAAUGAACAAAUUCAUUCAUUUGAUCGUUUAUUCAUUGGUUUAUUCACUUUUAUUCAUUCUUCCAUUUAAUUUUUAAGCAUCACAAAUUAUUUACAUUUUUUAACAUUGUUAUUUCGGGUAAAUUCUUUUUGCUGUUAAAUGAAAUAAAAGCGCUUGUU
Messenger RNA from Mya arenaria, 4850 nucleotides. RefSeq names its product neuronal acetylcholine receptor subunit alpha-3-like. The record is from RefSeq and is a predicted model, not a curated record. The transcript is spliced from 9 exons. Lineage: Eukaryota; Metazoa; Mollusca; Bivalvia; Myida; Myidae. The coding region runs from base 98 to 1426 and encodes 442 amino acids. Gene Ontology annotation, molecular function: neurotransmitter receptor activity; extracellular ligand-gated monoatomic ion channel activity; transmembrane signaling receptor activity. Gene Ontology annotation, biological process: regulation of membrane potential; nervous system process; chemical synaptic transmission. Gene Ontology annotation, cellular component: membrane; neuron projection; synapse.